CAAUGACACGUCACGACCAGCAGUCGUCGGUUAAAAGGCCGGGGCGAGCGCGGAGUUGCUCGCGGGCGGCGAGAUAAGCGAGAACCGCGAAAUUCCUCAUGCGGCAUACGGUGAUGGAGAUCAAACCCCCGUGGUACGUGGACGAUCCGAUCUUUAUAUACUCGUCGCGCGCGGCUCUCGCGCAUAUACACACUUAGGAUAAAGGAGCGCCGCGCUUGGAUUUUGGUGAUUAGUACGAAACAUGUUUGUCGGCUCUAUCCAUGAGAAGUUCCACUUGUCAUUAGAUUAGAUAAAAUCAACGAUUUGCACUUCGGACAGGAGGAUUGAGAAAUUUGACCUCGGAUGGAAGAAACUAGAACGACUGUAUUUUUCACGAAUGAAAGUUAUUUCGGAGUGCUAUUUUUUAUUUCUAACUCGGACAGACUUCCGUGUGGAUCUGAAUCCAGGAUGAAUUUUUUCAAAGCGCUUCUUUGACGAUAAGCGCGGGAUGGAAUUUAUACAUGAGCACGUGGAGUUCGUUAUUCCGUUACGUACGUGAACACAGCCGAUCUGAUACCGCAGAAUUUGAAUCCAGGAUGCAUUUUCUCAAAGCGUUUACAGAUAUCUCGACAACGAGCCGAGCUAAUAAUCGGCAAGCGUAAUCGUCGAUAACGAUGGCGAUCGGCGAGGAGGCCGGCGAUGGGGACGUCGGCGGGUUCGGUCUGGAAGGCGACGGGCCGAUCCGAACGAUCGAUCACACAGACGCGGAUGAUCCAAUCGGCACGUCGAGCCACGUUCGGCGCCGUCAGGCAGACCUCGACAAUUCCGAUUCGGGUGAGGGCAAUCCCCUUCUGGCUGGGAGCGCGCCAGUAACGAUUGACGCGCCGAUCGGGAAGCUGAGGAGGAUGCACAAAGUGGAGAACGCGGUGGCGGCGCAGACAGACGGAGACGCGAUGUGUCGAAAGGUGGACCCGGUCAACGACGAGGAGGACCGCGCGAGCGAGCCGGCCGGACCGCCCGACGGCGGCCUCCGGGCUUGGAUGAUCAUGAUCGGCAGCUUCACGAUCAACGGCGUGCUCUUCAGCAUCAUCAACACGUAUUCCCUCAUCUAUCCGGAGCUGCAGAAGCGACUGACGGAGGCCGGCGAGACCGAGGUCUCCUCCAAAGCAGCUUUGGUAGGCUCGUUAACUAUCGGAACCACGUUCUUCCUGUCGCCGGUCGCUGGGAUACUGACGGAUAAAUUCGGCAUCCAGACAACCACCUUCGUAGGAGGCGCGAUCGCGUCUGUUGGCCUGCUUCUCUCCUCGUUGUUGACGGACAAGGUGGAAAUGCUCUUCUUAACGUACGGCGUCAUGUACGGGCUUGGCGCGAGUCUCGCUUACACCCCGAGCCUGGCGAUACUGGGCCACUACUUCAAGAAGUAUCUGGGUCUGGUGAACGGCAUCGUCACAGCCGGAAGUGCGAUAUUCACAACGUUGCUGCCGUCCCUGAUGGAAUUCCUGCUACGGCGUUUGGGCCUGGAAGGAACCCUGAGGAGCUUGUCCGUCUUCACGGCCAUCAUCAUGGCUUGCGCGAUCCUUUUCAAGCCGAUACCACUAACUACACCGCAGAAAGACGAAUCGCAGCUCAAGUCGAAAUCGAUACGAAGUCGUCUGAAAGAAUUCGUGAACGUGUCUAUCUGGAAGAAGAAGCGAUACGUCGUAUGGGCUUGCUCUAUUCCUAUUGCUCUUUUCGGAUACUUCGUCCCGUACGUUCACAUAGGAAAGUUUGUGGCUAUGACGUUCAAAGAUGCCGAUAGCAAGCUGCCGGUUAUGUGUAUCGGCAUUACGUCCGGUAUUGGUCGUUUAAUUUUCGGCUACAUCGCCGACUUGCCAAAGGUGAACCGGAUAUUCUUGCAACAGAUAUCGUUUUUAAGUAUCGGCAUUCUCACGAUGCUCCUCCCGGUCACCAAAUCCUUCUUCAUGCUUCUGGCCAUCUCGCUGGGCAUGGGACUGUUCGAUGGAUGCUUCAUAUCGUUACUUGGCCCGAUCGCCUUCGAUAUUUGCGGCCGCAGCGGCGCAACUCAGGCCAUCGGCUUUCUUCUGGGGAUGUGUUCUAUACCUCUAACGAUUGGCCCGCCAAUCGCGGGCCUCCUGUACGAUCAUACUGGUACCUACGAUUUGCCUUUCCUGCUAGCCGGCAUUCCCCCGAUAGUGGGAGCGUUAGCAAUGUUCCUAAUAAGGUGUGUUAAAAAUGACGAUGAAAGAUCAGACGACCCUGAGAAUCCCCCGAGCAAAACGGAUUGCCAGAAUGGGGGGAUGAAGAAUAACUGUUUCUCACCGGCGGGCACCGUCGAGAAAAAAUACGAAUCAGCAGCGCGAGAGAAGUACUGUGCGACGUGCGAAAACCUGUCAUCGUCUCAGCGCUAUCGUGUCAAGCUACCGGCUGAAUUGCAAAACGGUUUGGUACACAAGUACGCCAAUUACUGCAGAUAUUCGGAGAGCGUACCGUUGCUUUACGGAGAGAGGAUCUCACGAUGUUUGAGCACAAGUGUCUCUUAGCAAAUCCUCAAUCGCUUCAUAUGUUUUAAACAUUUAAACUCUCAUUUUGAUGUCGCAAAUUCUUUCGCUCUGAGGAAUUUAAUUCACUCGUUACUCAUCUUUUAAAGGAAGAUGAAAAUCUGUCUCUUGAGAUAAUUUUCUAUUGAAUCUAUUGAGAAACAUUGUUUCUCUUUUUUUUAUGUUGCGAUAUAAUAAGUGCACAGGGGAAGGAAUGUGUAUAUAUUAAUUUUUACUUAAGACAUAAUUUGAUUAUAAUGAUUAUUAUUAAGUUAACGAUACUGAAUUUUUUUUAACUUUGCGUUUCUGAAAAAUGGCAAUAACCAUGUUCCAUCAAUUUUAGGGUGUCCUGAAGCGUGUACCAUAGUUUUGGAAAAGCGUACUUAUCAAAAUGAUCAAAUUAAGCUUUCCUACUACAGAGAUAUAUUUUAAAAACAUAGAAAUCAAAGCAUCAAAUAUAAAAAAAAAAAGAAAAAUAUACUGUUUGAAUUAUAUAUUUAUUAGAAUGGUAUAUCUGAUUAGAAAGAAGUUAUAUUAUACAAGCGAGUAUGAUAUAUAUUUCAAUUAUAAAACGUGCCUAAUAGAAACAAGAAUGUGAUUAUAGCAAAACAAUGAUUACUCGAUAAAGUAACAGUAGGGUAGUUAUAUUGUUCGAUAUUUAAUUUUUUUUCUUAUAGGAAUAACAAAAAAAUGAACGAAACUUAGAAAAGAAUCAAUACAUGAAUUACGUUUUUCCAAGGUCAAUCAGCCUGUUAUAGACGCAAACAUGAUGCAUUUAUAGGGAAUAUCGUUGAUUUACUGAUUUAACAAAAUGUUUCGCAAAACACAAUUCGUCAGAUUGUAGUGUGCAUUAUUAGUGGGAUAUUUUAAACAGCAUAUUUACGUGCGUUAUUAACUAAAAAUUAAUCCUAAUUAUAUUUGUAAUAUAUAGAUAUGAGACGAAGUAGAGCGUUUAAACAAUUGUAAAUUUUACUCAAAUCAAUAUCGAUAUAUCUGGCUAUAUCAGCCAGGUUGCAUUUAUUUUUUAAAUAUUUUGAUGUACUAUAUGCGUCAAUUUUUUAACUGAUUGCAUUAUAUAAUUUUUAUGUUACUGUUUAUUAUUUGUGUCACACAAAGGAUCUGCGAUUUAUACAAAUUACUUUAUAUUUUCUUGUAUUAUAGAACAAUGACUCAAUAUCAACGUUUGACUGUUAUUAAUUAGCUAUUUUUGUGCAUGUUACUUCCUCGUUGGAGUAUUAUUCCAUUAUAAAGUUAAUUUUAUAAAGUAAAUUAAUUAAAAGAAUUAAAAAGAAUAUAUAUCAGAACGAAUAGUUGUAUAUGAAACAAACAGCUAUGUUGCAGUACAAUAUUUGUUAUUUUAUACAAGAGGCGCCGGUUAAUAUGAUCUACAUAGAAAUAUAUGAAUAUUGUACGAAAAACAGUA
Messenger RNA from Temnothorax curvispinosus, 3939 nucleotides. RefSeq names its product monocarboxylate transporter 10 (gene kar). The transcript is spliced from 11 exons. Gene Ontology annotation, biological process: transmembrane transport. Bases 654 to 2519 code for a protein of 621 amino acids. The record is from RefSeq and is a predicted model, not a curated record. Lineage: Eukaryota; Metazoa; Arthropoda; Insecta; Hymenoptera; Formicidae. Gene Ontology annotation, molecular function: monocarboxylic acid transmembrane transporter activity.